Sycon ciliatum is the source of this 1771-nucleotide messenger RNA. RefSeq names its product protein MEMO1-like. The record is from RefSeq and is a predicted model, not a curated record. NCBI's taxonomy places the organism in Eukaryota, Metazoa, Porifera, Calcarea, Leucosolenida, Sycettidae. The transcript has 9 exons. The coding region runs from base 104 to 1060 and encodes 318 amino acids.
AUGAUCCAUGUUUCAUUCACUGACUUUGUUUUUUUUCUGAAGAACCUCACGACUUCUUAUGUGCCCGUCAAAGAAGCCUUGGUGAACGGUUUGCCUGUCUGCCAUGACUGCAUCAUAUCAGCAUUCGAAGACAAGGAAGGCUACCCACGCAGGCAGCUGGUAUGACAGCCAGGGUGACGUGCUUUCGUCGAAAUUGAAAGCGUGGCUGGAGAAUGCCAGUCCAUCUCAUGCACCAGCUCGUGCUAUUAUAGCACCGCAUGCUGGCUACUCGUAUAGCGGUCCAUGCGCUGCGUUCGCUUACCGCCAGGUUGUACCAGAAAAAGUAAAAUGUGUUUUCAUCCUCGGCCCGUCUCAUCAUUACUAUCUGAAGACUUGUGCACUGGCGUCCGUCGACGCUUAUGAAACUCCUCUGUACAACCUCACCAUUAACAAGAAAAUUUAUCAAGAGCUGCGUGGCGCGGCUUCGUUUGAUUCCAUGACUCAUGGUGAUGACGAGGCAGAGCAUAGCAUGGAAAUGCACUUGCCCUACAUAGCCAAGAUUAUGGAAAGUCGUCGUGAUAAUUUCACAAUAGUCCCCAUUCUAGUUGGUAGCUUGAGUCACGACACGGAGGCGAAGUAUGGCGCUAUCCUUGCCAAGUACCUCGCUGAUGACGAGAAUCUAUUCGUUGUGUCAUCCGACUUCUGCCAUUGGGGGAAGCGCUUCAGAUACGUAGAAUAUGAUAAAACAAAGGGCAAGAUCCAUGAAUCUAUUGAGUGUAUGGAUAAAGAGGGCAUGGAAAUCAUUGAGAGCCUCAACCCCAGGCACUUUGCCUCGUACCUGUUGCGAACAGAAAACACAAUUUGUGGGCGCCAUCCGAUAGGAGUCUUCUUGAAUGCGGUUGACGUCAUGCGACGUGACUACCCUGCACUGCAACCGUCAAUGAAGUUUACAAAGUAUGCCCAGUCCAGUAAAGCCACAUCCGCAGACGACAGCUCAGUUAGCUAUGCAUCUGGCGCUCUGGUCGUAGCGAAUGCGCCGACCGAAGCAAAGUCAGCAGCGGGUGCACAAGCCAGUAGAUAACUACUUUGUUCACGGAGCUGAUGAUUCUCUCUUUUUCUAGUUGCUGUGUCAAUACCUUAUUUGGCAAUAUGUUAUUCACCUUCUCCGCUUUUAGUUCUUGUGUAUCUUUAGACUUAUUCUCCACUUACACUAAGCUGCUUGUCUACGUCUGCUGAUGCUACAUACACGCGCGCGCGUACUCCCCCCCCCCCCCCCCCCGUCCAAUUUCUUCUUUGUCAUUUAGUACUUGAUAUAUUAGCCAGAUGAACAGGUUAUCUUUCAAAUCACCAAUGCCAGCAUGUUUAUUCGUUGCUCGUUCGCCAGUUGUUCCAUUUACAUGGCCACUUGCAAGGUCAUCACAGCAGACUCUGUUUUAACGUUAUCCCAUUUUACUCUCCAGGCUGCAACUAACUGGUGGUCUGCUGUGUUCUGUCGUGGUCAUGUGUACCUCAUAUGAACACAUUUCUGUUUUAUUUGUACCCUAUUUUACCUCCUCUUUUCAACAUGUACAGUAUGUUUGACAGUGUGUUUUCUUUUUGUUCCAGGAAGAUAACUGGGACUGGUGUUUUUGUCAUGUUUCAACGAUUGUGCCAUCAUUGGCUGUCAUGUAGUUUGUACUGGUACAUGUACUGGUCUGAUUUUAACAAUUAUGCUGACUUUACUCCGGCUUAUGGUUUGCUUUUCGGUUUUUUUCUGGACGAGGGAUGUUCAAUGAAAGCCGAUCAAAACGAA